CGCCCUCCCGCUCCAUGGGAUCCAGCGAUUCGAAGCCUCGCGCCUCCAUCCCGGAAUUUUCCCCAAUUUUUUGCACGCCAAGUCUCGCCCAAAUCGGCCGGUCGUAGGGUGUAUUUUCUGAGCGGGAUGGGGGUGGCUGGCUAGAUUGCGUCUAGACUUGUUUCGGCGGAUUAUGUUGUUAUUAGUUUUUCUGUGACGACCAUGGCGGUGUCUUGAUUGGAGCUUGAAAGGAUUGUGUAGCCAUGGAUAAGGGCCUCUUCGCCAACGACGGCUCCUUCAUGGAGCGGUUCAAGCAGAUGCAGCAGGAGAAGGACAAGGAGAAGGCCACCCCCACCAGUGCCUCGGCCUCGGCCCCGGCAGCGGCGCCCAAGCUCGUGAACCCCAAGACGCCUAUUGUCAUCCCCAUGAACAAGAGGCCGCUCGAGGCGAAGAAGGCCGUGCCCGUCUUGUCGGGCGGGAAGCUGGCCUUCAGCCUGAAGAAGAACAAGGCCCCCAUCUUGCCCGUCAAGUUCGGGGCCGAGGAGGAGGACGACGAAGAUGAUGUGGGCGGCGUGAAGAGGGAGGAUCACGCGAAGCGGCACAAGUCUACUGAUGCCCCCUCGGCAGCUGCCCCAGCAGGGGCUGUUGCCUCAGCAACACCAAAUGAUAUGACUGUCAGGCAGGUUGCUGACAAAUUAGCAAGCUUUGUCGCAAAAAACGGGAGACAGUUUGAGGAUAUCACACGGCAGAGGAAUCCUGGGGAUACACCAUUCAAGUUUCUAUUUGAUAAGAACUCUUCAGACUACAAAUAUUAUGAGACCCGGCUUGCUGAAGAGGAAAAAGUGCUUGCACAAACAAAAGAUGCUCAGGCUUCAAAAAUUGUUAAUUCUAGCACUGAAAGCUCCAGAGCACAUAGUGGUUCGCAUAGAAGCUCAUUUGAACCCAAAUCGAACUAUCAAACACCUGCUUCUGCUUUAUAUGGGGCAUAUGAGGGCAGUUCUUCUCAGGGAAACUCAUCUAGUCAUGGUGAUCACAGUAUGUCUGCACCCUCAGACCCAGUAGCAUUGAUGGAAUUCUACAUGAAGAAAGCUGCACAGGAAGAACGGAAGAGACCACCAAGACAGUCGAAAGACGAAAUGCCACCACCUCCUUGCCUUGUUCAGGGUACCUUUCUUGCAUUUAUUAUCUCCAUUGCUCUGUUGGUAGGCUGUAGAGACUUUGAUAUUUAUUGUAGUACAAUUUUUUCUGUCUUUCCAGGUCCUCCUAAGAAGGGACACCACAUGGGUGACUUCAUUCCUCAGGAAGAACUUGAGAAAUUCAUGGCACGCUGUAAUGAUGCUGCAGCACAAAAGGCUACCAAAGAAGCUGCAGAGAAGGCUAAGAUUCAGGCUGACAAUAUUGGGCACAAGCUUCUGUCUAAGAUGGGCUGGAGGGAAGGUGAGGGUCUUGGCAGCGAGAGAAGUGGCCGUGCAGAUCCAGUUAUGGCUGGAGAUAUUAAACAGGACCAUCUUGGUGUUGGUGCUGUCCAACCUGGUGUGGUCUCAUCUGAAGAUGACAUCUAUGAGCAAUACAAGAAGCGAAUGAUGCUUGGCUACCGCCAUAGGCCAAACCCACUGAACAACCCAAGGAAACAAUACUACUGAUACAAGGGAGGCCAGCCGAGGGGGAAGACAAAAGCCAAGAAGUUCAUUUUGUUCAGCAAGUAACUUGGGAUACCACAGCUCUGGGGCUUCCUGGGUUCCGCAGUAGCUUUGCUUUUGUACUAUUCGUUUUUGUCAAGUUAAAUACUCUGAAUAUUCUAUGUAGUGUUUUAUGCUAAAGCUUAUAUCUUUAAAAUGGUUAUGUGUUUCUACCUCUGGUGAUGGACAAUGUAACUUUUGUGAUUAUGCAACUUUGUGUCGGAAUUUACUUCAGCUGAGUUAUGUUUCUUAUAUUGUGUAAUGCAAAAGCAAGGGGGCAACGCUUGUGUUUGUUGCUUUGA
Lolium rigidum is the source of this 1960-nucleotide messenger RNA. RefSeq names its product SURP and G-patch domain-containing protein 1-like protein. NCBI's taxonomy places the organism in Eukaryota, Viridiplantae, Streptophyta, Magnoliopsida, Poales, Poaceae. Bases 243 to 1622 code for a protein of 459 amino acids. Gene Ontology annotation, biological process: RNA processing. Gene Ontology annotation, molecular function: RNA binding. The transcript has 8 exons. The record is from RefSeq and is a predicted model, not a curated record. Gene Ontology annotation, cellular component: nucleoplasm.